Messenger RNA from Lottia gigantea (owl limpet), 3234 nucleotides. RefSeq lists its product as hypothetical. The record is from RefSeq and is a predicted model, not a curated record. The transcript has 6 exons. Lineage: Eukaryota; Metazoa; Mollusca; Gastropoda; Lottiidae. Bases 1 to 1449 code for a protein of 482 amino acids.
AUGGCUGAUAAUUCAGAAGUUGCUGCUAUAAUUGGUGGUUCUAUCGGUGGACUGAUAGUAUUUGUUAUUAUUGUCAGUAUUAUAAUCUAUAUGUUAUGUGGAUCCAGAAAUCGUCGAAAACGUCAAGAAAAGAAAUUUCACCAAGUUUCUCGUCAUCAUGACAAAGUUCCUCACAGUCAGAACUCGACUAUGAGUCAUCUGAGUGCAGAACGUCUACCAAAGGUAGGGAGUAAUGGAUUAUGGAUGGGUACCCCCGGAGUGUACGCAGCUAGUCCCUCACCAGCUUAUUUUUACGGUAGACCCUACCCACCUGGUGUUCGAACCCCCAUGGAAAACAGAAUGCAAGCUUUUCCAGGUCAUGCUGUUUACCAGAGUAACAACAGUAUGAGUAACCUUCGUAUUUACCAUAGUCAGCAAUUAUCCCCAGUGUAUGAAUACAUCGACCCUACACACGGUCCGAAUGUCGUUGAUAUAUACCAAUAUGGUGAUUUGCAUCAUUCGCGAUCGAGAUUGAUCGACCAACAAUCUUCUAGCUGGAAGAAACAGAAAGAUAAAAACGACAAGAAAAUUUUACGGAGUAAAAGUGACGCUACACAAGAUGUCCGUCGUCACGAAAAACGGGGAAGAUCAGACACUAACAGAUCGUCUGAAACACGAUCCAGUUCAAAUUCAAAAUCAGGGAAAUCGCAAGAAGCGCGGGCAGACAUUCAUAUUUCCAAUAAAGGUCAAAAGUCAAAAUCUACAGAUGCGAUACAUAUGGGAUACGAUAACAAGGCGUUCCAACGUGAUUCAGGGCUAGCAACAGAUAGUAUGAAACUUCAAGCAACGAAGGUGAACCCCAUCAAUAAUAUCACAGAUGACGAAAAGAAACAUGUGAACACUCCGCAAGACAAGGACGCGAAAAUCGAAGAACCAGUUGUGUCCCAUUACACAUACCAAGGAGAUAUUUAUGCUGUUUCGGAUAAAAACCCUGAAGCAAGCAACAAUCCGAUUUUGGAUAAAAUGAAUUCAAUGAAGUUAGAGACACCGAACGUGAGAGCUCCGCGAUAUCUUGUCGAGGAUACGGUAGACGGACUUGACGUUCAAGUCUCACGGGUGAAUAAUAGUGCUAGACAGGAAGUAGACAAUUCAGAUACAAUUUAUACGGAGGUUCGUUCGAACGUUGGUGAAAAUAUAAUAGUGACGGAAAUACUAGACAAUAACGAACCUGAUACCAUGUCACAUGACAAUAAUUCAAAUAAUAACGCCCUUUUACAACCUCAACCUUCGACCUCGCAUAAUUUAUUAGCUACAUCUCCUAGUCUAAUGUCAGAGAAAUCUGAAUUAUCGGAAGAUUUAGAUGUGAAAGGUAAAAACGUAACGACAGCAGCGUUUGAAUUUUUAGAAAGUUAUUUAUCUGAUGAUGAUGAAACUACAGGAGAAAGUAGACCAACAUCACCUGCUACUUAACAUAACUAUAUUUAAAGAAGAAAGUUUUCCAUGACUGAGAUCUUCCACCAGUAAAAUAAAAAUCUUCCCCAGGUUGUUAGGGAUAUCAUUUUAUACAUUCCUUGACAAAUGGAUUCUAGUGCAUGACAGUGCAGACAAAAGAGAAAGAAAGAACAAACCCUAUUUUACAAGGAUAAUAUUUUAGGUAAACAGAUAUCCUGUCUACCAGCUGGUCAUUGGCCAAACCUCUUGGUAUUGAUCUUUCCUAGAUUAUCAGUACCUAUUUACAGCUGAGUUGACUGGAAUUAUGAGUUAAGAUGACUUAAUUAAGAUUAAAUAAGAUAUGAACUUUAUAGACUAAUAACAUUCCUUUGCUUGUUUGCUGAUUGCUGAUUGCUGAUUGCUGAUGUUGACUCUGAAAGGAGAUCAAAUGUUGGUUUAUUUAUUAAUCUGUCCAAAAAGUGAUUUGACUGCUGCCUAUUCAGUCUUCCAUUCUGUGAAAAUAUCCAAAUACAUACGAGUUUGUGGAAUUCGUCAAGGGCAAGAACUCAGUUUAACUAUGGAAUUCCCUAAUUUAAUGGCAAAUAUGUAGGUCUAUGUUCAUCAAACCUAUAUUAGUUAUAUUAGUUAUAUUAGUUAAAUCAAAGUAUGUAUUGAUUCAGAACUUGUCAAGGGCAAUAACUCUAAAUAGAACCUUAAUUAAUUAACUAAUAUUUGAAUUUGACAUUCAUAUAUCAAGAGCAAUAACUCUCUGGAAACUAAAGAAUAGUUACAUUUAUCUGCCAGUUUGUUAAAAAUUGAUAUUAAAAUAUGUAAUGAUUCAAAACUUGUCAAGAGCAAUAACUCUGUUUAAACUAGAGAUCAAUUUAAUUCAAAUUUAGCAUUUAAGUUAAGCAAAUACCUACAUUUGAUGAUAUUUGUACAAUUUCUAGGGCAAUAAUUACAAAAUUUUUUCAUUACAUUGACAAUAACUCUUUCCUUGGGCAAGUCUCUCUCAUUGUGACAAGAACGACAUCAGUCUGACCAUACACACCAGAUCAAGGGUGUCCUGAUUGAAAGUUCUUCUUACUUUGUUCUUGUUUUUAUGAAAUAGGGCCCAAUGAAUAUUUAUAUCUGUACAAGGAGUUAUAUGAAUAUCCAAUUAAUGCCAAAUUUGUCAUAUAUUUUGGUAUAGUCAAGGGCAAUAACUGUGCUGUGUUGUAAUAUUUAUUUUUUUUAAGAAGUAAGUGAAGCAGUAUAUGUUUGUUUAAAGAUUAUUUUAAUGUAUUGUAAUAUAUUAGAGAGAGCAAUAAUAAUCAAAUAUACUUUUACUAAAUCUCUCACCACUCAACUCAACCUCUACGGGAAAUUUUGGGUCAUAUGCAGACAUUGUCCCUUCCAUGAGAUUUUCUGGGUGUACCAGGGACACUGAUAGCACCAAUUUGAACCAUUCCAAUUUUCAAUUAGACGUCUGUGACAGUGAGUCUUGCAAUUCUUCUAAAACUAAGUAUUUUAUGACGUUACUAUUUUCCUUUGAAAUAAAUAAGUUUUUUCUUCAAUGUCUUCAUAUUUUCUUAAAUAAUAUUUGGAAAAAUGUGAAAAUGGUAGAAAAAUGUUCAAUAAAAUGGUAAUUUCCAAUAAGUUUGAAAAUAGACUGUAGUAGCUAUUUAAAUUACUGUAAUACUGCUGACUAUUGUGUAAGAUUUAAUUAACAACUAUUUUUGUAUCUAAAAACUAAACGUUGAUAUAAUUAAUUAUUUAUGUUUGUAAAAUAUAAGUUUUGUAUAUUCCUACAUUAUAACAUGGUCAAUAAACUAUUCUAUACUG